Messenger RNA from Labeo rohita (rohu), 1001 nucleotides. RefSeq names its product neuropeptide VF precursor (gene npvf). Lineage: Eukaryota; Metazoa; Chordata; Actinopteri; Cypriniformes; Cyprinidae. Gene Ontology annotation, biological process: neuropeptide signaling pathway; negative regulation of gonadotropin secretion. The transcript is spliced from 3 exons. The record is from RefSeq and is a predicted model, not a curated record. The coding region runs from base 1 to 603 and encodes 200 amino acids. Gene Ontology annotation, molecular function: signaling receptor binding.
AUGUCCUACUUCACUCUUCUCUUUUCAGCCCUCAGCAUCCUAAGCAGCUUCAUGCUGAGGGAGGUUACGGCUUUCACACUGCCACUUCCUGAUGACAGCGAUCCUGAGAGAUCUACGUGGGGACAGUUUCCUGAAAAUGCUCAAGAGAUUCCCCGGAGUCUGCAAAUAGAAGACUUUACUCUUCAUGUAGCCCCAACCAGUGCCCGUGUGCGCUCUCCCACCAUCCUGCGACUUCGACCCAACGUAUCAGUAGCAACAAAUCCAUUACUCCUGAAAGCCCACCUCCCCAUUCGCUUUGGGCGGGAUUCGCAGAUGACCCCAAGGGAGCGCGCUUCUAAGUCCAACAUCAACCUCCCUCAACGCUUCGGCCGGUCCUGCAAUAUGUGUGCACGGUCAGCGAACGGACCCUCGGCCACCCUCCCGCAAAGGUUUGGGAGGAGGAACAAGUUUGCUUUAGACCCUCUCCGUGCACUGGAUCUCUACACACGCACACCUGAAUCACCAUUUCCACAAGAAAAGACUCAAGUCCAAGACUACAUCUUUGAAAGAGUAGAAGACUCCGAAGAAACUGUAAAGAACACAGACUACACAGCUUUAGACUAAUAAAGUCAAAAACAACAGCUGUUUAUGACAAAUGUUUUGUUCACCACUUUUAUGAAUUUCCUACUCUCUUCAUGCAUUUACAUCUGUACUUGUCUGCUUGUAAAUUGAGUAAAUUAUGAAAAACACUAUACUGGUGACAGUGUGUUCUUAUUAUUGAUAUAUGCGUUUCAAAAGAGAUAUGUUUCGUUGUGAUGCCAUAGAAGAACCAUUUUUGUUACUCAAAGAGCCUUUCACUCAUCAGUUGCUAAAAGAAUAAUUUUAUUAAUCUAAAGAACAUUUUCCACUAUAAAAACGUUUUAUGCAAGGGAAAGGUUCCAUUGAUGGUAAAAGUUCUUCAAGGAGCCAUUGAUGCUAAUAAAGCACAAUUAUUUUUAAGAUAUCGGAACAAUGUUCAUUUC